This is a messenger RNA of Tremella mesenterica DSM 1558, 1708 nucleotides long. RefSeq lists its product as uncharacterized. The transcript is spliced from 8 exons. Bases 1 to 1629 code for a protein of 542 amino acids. Gene Ontology annotation, molecular function: proton-transporting ATP synthase activity, rotational mechanism; ADP binding; ATP binding. The record is from RefSeq and is a predicted model, not a curated record. Gene Ontology annotation, biological process: proton transmembrane transport; proton motive force-driven ATP synthesis. NCBI's taxonomy places the organism in Eukaryota, Fungi, Basidiomycota, Tremellomycetes, Tremellales, Tremellaceae.
AUGCACGCCAUAAGGUCUCUCAGGUCCGCAGGGAGGAGUGCGGUGGUACAGAGUACCCGCGCUAGACUGGCCCCCACAGUCACUAGAACUUAUGCCACCGCCAAACCUGCCGCCUCGGAAGUCUCGUCCAUUCUCGAAUCCCGAAUCGCUGGUGCUUCCGUCAGUGGUGAUGUUCAGGAAACUGGUCGUGUAUUGACCAUCGGUGACGGUAUCGCCCGUGUCUACGGUCUCCGCAACGUCCAAGCCGAAGAAAUGGUGGAAUUCUCAUCCGGCGUCCGAGGAAUGUGUCUCAAUCUCGAAGCCGACAAUGUCGGUGUCACCAUUUUCGGUUCCGAUCGUCUCAUCAAAGAAGGUGACACUGUCAAACGUACCGGUCAAAUCGUGGAUGUCCCCGUCGGUCCAGCUCUUCUCGGUCGUGUAGUCGACGCUUUGGGUAACCCCAUCGACGGUAAAGGUCCUAUCAAGGCUGAAGGUCGUACCAAGGCUCAAUUAAAAGCACCCGGUAUUCUUCCCCGUCGAUCAGUCCACGAACCCAUGCAGACCGGUCUUAAAUCCGUCGAUUCACUCGUGCCCAUCGGUCGUGGUCAGCGUGAGCUUAUCAUCGGUGAUCGUCAAACCGGGAAAUCUGCCGUGGCCAUUGAUACCAUUCUCAACCAAAAGAAAUGGAAUGAUGGUGCGGAUGAGAGCAAGAAACUUUACUGUGUCUACGUCGCCGUCGGUCAAAAACGUUCCACCGUAGCUCAACUCGUCAAGACUUUGGAGGAAAAUGAUGCCAUGAAAUACACAAUCAUCGUCGCUGCCACUGCUUCCGAAGCCGCUCCUCUUCAAUAUCUCGCUCCUUUCUCUGGUUGCGCAAUGGGAGAAUGGUUCCGUGACAAUGGCAAACACGCUCUUAUCAUCUACGACGAUCUUUCCAAACAGGCCGUCGCCUAUCGUCAGAUGUCUUUGCUUCUUCGUCGUCCUCCCGGUCGAGAGGCCUACCCUGGUGAUGUCUUCUACCUCCACUCGCGUCUGCUCGAACGUGCUGCCAAAAUGAACAAAGACUACGGUGCCGGAUCCCUGACUGCUCUGCCUAUCAUCGAGACUCAAGGUGGUGAUGUGUCUGCGUAUAUUCCCACCAACGUUAUCUCCAUCACCGAUGGUCAGAUUUUCCUCGAGGCAGAGCUCUUCUUCAAGGGUGUCCGUCCCGCCAUCAACGUCGGUCUGUCCGUGUCCCGUGUCGGAUCAGCCGCCCAGACCAAAGUCAUGAAAUCCGUCGCUGGUUCGCUCAAGCUUUACCUUGCGCAGUACCGUGAGGUCGCCGCUUUCGCUCAGUUCGGUUCGGAUCUCGACGCAUCCACUCGUUAUCUCCUCAACCGUGGAUCUCGUUUGACCGAAUUGCUCAAACAACCUCAAUACACACCCAUGCCUACUGAGAUCAUGGCUCCUUUGAUCUACGCCGGUGUGAACGGUAUGCUGGACAAGGUACCCGUUGAUAAGAUUACCGCUUGGGAGAAGUCUUUCACCGAACAACUCAAAUCUCAGCACACUGGUCUCCUCGAAAAGCUCUCUGGGGGAGUGUUGACCAAAGAGAUUGAGAGUGAGAUGAAGACCAUCAUCGAAGCUCACGUCGCCGACUUUGUCGCUUAGAAUAUAGGUGUGAAGGUGGGGGAGAGGAUUUCAAAAAAGAAAAAAUGCAUCGGAUUGAACACCUCUGGGUGUCAGAAAA